Molecule: messenger RNA, 5255 nt
Organism: Pseudoliparis swirei
Lineage: Eukaryota; Metazoa; Chordata; Actinopteri; Perciformes; Liparidae
Gene: plxnc1
Product: plexin C1
Exons: 30
Coding region: 495-5144 (1549 amino acids)
Biological process (GO): regulation of cell migration; regulation of cell shape; negative regulation of cell adhesion
Cellular component (GO): semaphorin receptor complex
Molecular function (GO): protein binding; semaphorin receptor activity
Source: RefSeq, a predicted model, not a curated record
UUGACUGAGUCAUAUCGAUCAGCAUCGACUGCUCGGUCUGACGUUCAACUCGAGGGGCGGCAGUCCCCGGAACUGCCGCUAGGUGUCGUGGUUUUGCUGAAGUCUGAAGAGUUUUGAAACGCGGGUUCCGAAGGACCUGUCGUCCAGAUGUCGCCUCAUGUGACUCUGCUGAAGCGAUGAUGCUCCAGCGUGUAGAUGACCGAGGAGCAUCACGUGUGUCAUGCACACGAAUCAGAAGCUCUUUGAUGGGACUCGCUCUCCCGCCACGUGAUGAUUGGUGAAGAUGUUCUUUGAAAACAUGGUACAAAUAAAAACGUGACAAACGCAGCUGAGCGUGAGCAGCAAUGCCGCAGAGGCAAUCCUGUGUUCAGUUGCCGGUGUUGCGUUCGCGCUCCCUCCCACUUUGGAGCACUUCUCUCUUUUCCACCGCGCGCCACACAUGUGGAGGAGAAGCGCGCGCGCCCGCGUGUGAGUGAGUGUCGCGCCGCCAGAAGAUGAUCCUGCUGCCCGGUCUGCUGCUGGUUCUCUGGGGAGAACCGGGCCGGUGCCUGGAGGAGAAGGAGGAGGAGAACGGAGGCUUCACUUUCGAUGGAGACAUCCGCCACUUCGCCGCCGUCGCCGACGCGGUGUUCGUGGCGACAGAGGAGAGGCUGUACCAGCUGAGCCACGACCUGACUCUGAUCCAGAGUCUGACCCAGAGGGGGGUCUUGACCGCCGGGCAUCAAACCCACGAGGUGGUCUUUACGCGCGUCGCGGAGACGGAGGAGCGGAACGCAACUUUACGCGUGAACGUUCUGCUGCCGCUGGUCGCGGAUCAGUCUCUGAUCAGCUGCGGGGUGAUCGAGUGCGGCUACUGCGAGGUGCUGGACCUCAGGAACAUCUCCCACGUGCUCUAUCGGGAGCACAUCCUGGUGGGCUCCCCGUGGAGCAGCAGCGCGUCCGUCGGCUUCCUGGUGGAUGUGGAGCAGAGGAACACCGACUCCGAGACGUACAUCCUGACCGCCACCCAGCAGCACGAGCCCCCGAGGAGCAGCUGCUCCUUCGUCACGGAGGCGGUGAAGCUCCACAACUCCAACGAGGGUCAGGAAGGAUCUAUUUUCUCUUUAAUCGGAGACUUCACCACCUCUUCCAUCGAGCGGACCAAAGGCAGCGCCGAGUUCGUGGAUGGAUUUCAGAUCGAUUUCAACAUUUAUCUGUUCUCCAACCUGCCGGCCGGAGACAACAACAACAGAGUGCGUCUUAUUUGGCUCGAGGGUAAAACAAACAAAAAGGAAACCCUCAAGUCGCUGCGGGGCGCGACCCUGCGCGUGUCCGGCGGAGGCGCGCGCAGCAGACUCGUGGCCUCCGCGGUGGUCCCCGGCGGGCCGCCGGUGCUGUGGAGCGGCGUGUUCAGCGUGGACGGGGGGCGCACCGACACCCGGCUGCUGCUGUUCGACAUCAGUCCGGACCUCAGCGUGGCGGCGGACGCGGACCCGGACUUCUGCAGCAUGUGCCCCCCCGCGGCGGGUGUUCCGGGGGGACCGACUCUGACGUCCAAGGCCGUGCUCUUCAAGCAGAGCUUCAUGACCUCGGUGCUGGCCGUGAGGCAGAAGGCCUGGAUGGUUUUCUUCAUCGGGACGGGAGACGGGCAGCUCAUCAAGCUGGCUGUGGACCAGAACUACCGGGCGCUCUGCCCCAGGGUGCUCUACCGGGCCGAUGACGACCGCCAGGUGUUCCCCAGAAUGCUUCUGGACCAAGUGGAUCUGAAACACGUGUACCUGCCGCUACAGAACCAGAUGAAGCGCGUCCCCGUGUCCAGGUGCAGCUCCCACACGAGUGUGCAGGACUGCUGGUCAGCACAGGACCCGUACUGCGUGUGGUGUGGCUCCAGAAGAAGUUGCACGUUUGAAGUCGACUGCCAGGAUUCAGACUGGAUAUCCAUUCCUGAGGAUUCUCAACCCAAAAUGGUUUCCUACAAAGUCGUGAAGGACGGCGGCGGCCGGCUCGCACUCGUCAUCCAGACGCAUCUCACGGUGGGCCGGCAGGCUCGGGAGAACUUCGCCUGUCAGUUCUCCUCAAGUUCCAGUGAGCUGUGUAGCCUGCAAAGCCCUCCUGCGCAGUUCCCACAAUGCACCUGCGUCCUGUCGAAUGGAGCACUUCCUGCUGAAGGCCUGCCGGUCACCGUGACGUUGAGACUUGGGACGACAGAGUUGAGGGAACAGCUGAAGCUGUCCGGCUGCUCCAACAUCAGAGGACCGGCAACAUCUGUCCUCUGUCGGCGGUGCGUCGAGGCUGGAUGUGGCUGGAGCCAAGACGCCUGCUCCUGGGCAACGGGAGGACCGGAGGAUGACGACGUCUGCCAGAUGGAGUCGGGGAUGAACUUCUCCAGGCCGGAGAUCUCCUCCAUCGCUCCCAGCGUCGUGUCGUUCUACGGGAGGAACCACGCCGUGCUGUCGGGCUACAACCUCAGCGCCGUCACCGGCGUGAGGAUCCAGGCGGACACGGACUGCGCCCCGCGAGAGUCUCCUGUGUGGAACAACGUGGGAGUGGAACUCACGUUCCACAUUCCCAGCACGGAUAACAAGGGCACGGUCACCGUGUGCGUCCUCCUCCCAGACGGCAGCUGCCACGGCAACGCCACAAUCACCUACCGGUCGUCCCCGUCCUGCACCGGCGUUGUACCGAGCUGCAGCUGGAUCAGCGGGAAGAGGGAGGUCACGCUCAUGGGGUCCCACCUGGAGUUCAGUGAAGGGGUCGUGCACAGCCACGACCUGCAGGCCGUCAGAGCUCCCAGAACCAGAAACAGCCAGAAUCUCACCUAUGACACACCUGCCGCUGACAAAAACAUCUGGAUCAGCUCUGUGUUCCUGAAGGUGGCCAAUGAGACGCUGGCCUGCUCCACGGCCAUGAAGUACUACCCGGACCCCGAGUUCACCAGCUUCACCUCCACGAGGACCGGGGACGACGUCCGCAUCACCUUACAGAAAAAGGCGGACCGUCUGGAGAUGAGCCUGGCGGAGCUGUCGGUGUGGGGCGUGGAGGGGGGCCGGCGGUACCCCUGCAUCAUGGAGGCCAAAGAAAGCAGCAAUGAGACCGACUUCUUCAUCUGUGACAUUCAGCAGACGCCCAACGCCAAGUUCCACCACUUAAUGAUCCGGUACGGGGGCCAGACGGUGAGGCUGAGCGUCCGGCCCUCGCCGCAGCUCUACCUGCUGCUGGCCCUGCUGCUCGUGCCCUGCAUCGCUGUUGCCGCCGCGGUGUUCUACCGGCGGCAGCAGAAGAAGCUCACGGCCAAGAUGAACCGGCGCAUGGAAGAGCUGGAGCUGGACAUCCGGAACGACAUCAGACAAGGCUUCGUGGAGCUGCAGACGGAGCGGGUCGACCUGAUGGAGGUUGUGGGUGCGAUUCCCUUCCUGGACUACAAGCACUUUGCCUCCAGGAUCUUUUUCCCGGAGAGGGAGGCGCUGACGGCGUUGUGCGUGGAAGACGUCGGUCAGGACGGCGUGAAGACCCGGCUGGACCCGAGCUGCCAGAGCCUGACCCGGCUGCUCCAGGAUCAACUGUUCCUCACCUGCAUGGUGCACGCCCUGGAGGAGCAGAGCAGCUUCAGCAUCAGGGACAAGUGUGCGCUGGCUUCCUUGCUGACCGUGGCGCUGCACAACCACCUGUGGUACCUGACGGAGGUGAUGGAGGCGCUGCUCCGGGCCCUGGCCCUGCGGAGCGGCGCCGCUCAGCCCAAGCUGCUGCUGCGCCGCACCGAGUCCACGGUGGAGAAGCUGCUGACCAACUGGAUGUCCGUGUGUCUGUACGGCUUCCUGAGGGAGCGGGCGGGGCAGCAGCUGUUCCUCAUGGUCGGCGCCCUCACGCAAAGGACGGCUCAGGGGCCCGUGGACCGCGUCACGGAGAAGGCUCAGUACACGCUGAGCGAGGACUGGCUGCUGUGGCAGGCGCAGGACUUCAAGGCCCUGAAGCUGAAGGUGCUGUUUGCAGCGGGCGGCGACGGAGAGGUCAGCGAGCCCCUGGAGGUCAGCGCCCUCAGCUGUGACUCGGUGGAGCAGCUGAAGGAGAAGAUCCUCUCCACCUUCAGGGCCAAGUUCGGGUUCCCCUACAGCCGCCGGCUCGGGGACGUCAGCGUCGAGUUUCAGAGCGGCGGGUCGUUCGUGGCUCUUGAGGAAGUGGACGCGACCUCCGAGGUCAUCGGGGAGGUCACGAUGCUCAACACGCUGAAGCACUACGAGGUUCCUGAUGGAGCGACAGUCAAAGUGCUCCACAGGAGGAGUCCUCCUCCCCUGAGCCAGCAGGGCAGCCUGAAGGACGACGAGAACUUCUCCGGAAAAUACUUCCACUUGAUUGAUCCUGAUGUGGAUCAGAACCAAAGAAAGAACCCCGAGAGGAAGAAGUUAAAGAUGAAGGAGGUGCACCUCACCAAGCUGCUCUCCACCAAGGUGGCGGUGCAUUCCUACGUGGAGAACCUGUUCCGGUCCAUCUGGGGGACGCCGCACGGCAGAGCGCCGCACGCCGUCAAGUACUUCUUUGACUUCCUGGACGGUCUGGCCGACGACAUGAAGAUCACCGACCCGGACGUGCUGCACAUCUGGAAGACCAACAGCUUGCCGCUGCGCUUCUGGGUCAACAUCCUGAAGAACCCCCAGUUUGUGUUCGACAUGGAGAAGUCGCCCCAGCUGGACAGCUGCCUCACGGUCAUCGCUCAGGCCUUCAUGGACUCCUUCUCCCUCAGCGAGACGCAGCUCGGGAAGCAUUCACCGACCAACAAGCUGCUCUACGCCAAGGACAUCCCUCAGUUCAGACAGGAAGUGAAGGCCUACUACAAGCAGAUCAGGGACCAGCCACCAAUCACAGAGGCCGAAUUCAAGGAGUUCCUGCAGGACGAGUCCAAGGUGAAGGCCGGUUCUGGAGAACCGCUUGUUUGUUUGUUUGUUUGUUUGAACGUGAAGCCGAGCCGUGACAGAGCGUCUCCGUUUCAGAAACACGAGAACGAGUUCAACGAGCCGGCGGCGCUCAGAGAGCUCUACCGCUUCAUCCAGCGCUACUUCACCGAGAUCAAAGACAAGCUGGACCAGAGCGGCGCCCCCAUCGAGCUGACGGAGCAACUCCAUCACGUGAAGCACCUGUUUGAUGGGCUGAAGAGCUGCUCCUGGGACUGAGGAGGGUGGAGUCUCUCUGAAGGAGGAGGAGCGACUCCACAGACGUCAGGAGGACAGACUCGCUUUACAUAACAGACUGAUGAUGAUAAUAAUAAUAAUAGUAUAGCGUUU